GGGCUGCGGGUCCCGGUAGGUGCCGUGGGGGGGAAGGUGGUUUGAGGGAGUGAGAGCAGCCGGCGCUAGAAAAGCUAGAAAAGGAGCAGCUUCGCGGCUGGGUGGAGUCGUUACAAGCUUCUUCCCUCCAUUUGCAUGUGCAUUGGAAUAGUGGCUGCUUUAAUCAUUGCAGGACUUAAAGCAACCUCCCGCAAACAUGGCAGACGAGGACCUUAUUUUUCGUAUGGAAGGGAUUGAUAAUGGUAGAUCGACUAAAGUGAACUCUGGAAAUUAUCUUGAUGCUGAUAGUGAUGAUGAAGACAAUUACUAUAUCUGUCCGAUAACUGAUGAUCCAGUUUCUAACAAGUCUGCCAGUAUCAAAGUUGACAAUUAUUAUAGCAACUUAGCAAAAACUGAACAGUACAGUUCCAGCUCUUCUCCUAGAAACUCGUUUAGCUUUAAGAAUGACACACAGCAUCGCUCUAAGCACGGCUCUGUGGUUGACCGUAGUCGGGAAACCUGGAAACAUGCUAUUGAGAAAGCUAAGCACAUGCCUGAUCCAUGGGCAGAAUUUCAUCUUGAGGACAUUGAGACAGAACAUGCCACUCGCUACAGGUACAAUGCAGUUACUGGGAACUGGGUUGAAGAUGAAGUUCUCAUCAAGAUGGCUUCACAACCCUUUGGCCGUGGAGCAAUGCGAGAAUGUUUCAGAACGAAAAAGCUGUCCAACUUCUUGCACACACAGAACUGGAAGGGCGCCUAUAACUAUGUUGCCAAGAAGUACAUAGAGAGCGUAGGCAGGGAGGUAUAUUUUGAGGAUGUCCGACUUCAGAUGGAAGCAAAACUCUGGGGAGAAGAGUACAAUCGGCACAAACCACCAAAACAGGUGGAUAUAGUACAGACCUGUAUUAUUGAAAUGAAGAACAGACCUGGAAAGCCUCUCUUUCAUCUGGAACAUUACAUUGAGGGCAAAUACAUCAAAUACAACUCAAAUUCUGGAUUUGUGCGAGACGACAACAUUCGUCUUACUCCGCAAGCCUUCAGUCACUUCACCUUUGAGCGCUCAGGACACCAGCUCAUUAUUGUUGAUAUUCAGGGAGUUGGAGAUCUUUACACAGACCCUCAGAUACAUACAGAGAGUGGUACCGAUUUUGGAGAUGGCAACCUAGGUGUUCGAGGUAUGGCCUUAUUCUUUCAUUCUCAUUCCUGCAACAAGAUUUGCAAAAGCAUGGGCCUUGCACCAUUUGAUCUUUCAUCCAGAGAGAAGGAUGCCUUGGAUUAUAAUAACAAAUUGCUUGAAUCUGCUCAGACAAUUCUACGUGGCACAGAGGAAAAAUGUGGCAGCAGCCGGGUGAGAACAAUUUCUGGUAGUCGGCCUCCUCUGCUGUCCCGCCUGUCUGAAAACUCUGGAGAUGAGAGCAUGAGCGAUGUGGCAUUUGACUCUCUACCCUGCUCUCCUUCUUCAGCAACACCUCACAGCCAAAAGAUGGACAUGCUUCAUUGGCCGGUGUUUAAUGAAGUAGAUAACUUGAUUCACAAAGACUAUGAUCAGCUUGAUAACCAAAGAGAUUUUGAAAAUGGUGGAGACAGUGGAUAUCCCAGUGAAAAGAGAAGCGAAUUAGAAGAUCUGGAUCAUAGAGAGAGGGGCCAUUCAAACAACAACCGAAGACAUGAAUCUGAUGAAGACAGUUUGGGAAGCUCUGCAAGGAUCAGCGUGGAGAAAUGGAAUCUCUACAAUUCUUCUAGAGUCCACAUCCACAGACCAUCCUGUGUCGCUCAAGAAAUUCAGAGACUUAAUGCUCUAGAACUUGAGAAGAAAAUUGGGAAAUCAAUCCUUGGGAAGGUUCACCUGGCCAUGGUUCGCUACCAUGAGGCUGGACGUUUCUGUGAGAAAGACAAAGAAUGGGAUCAGGAGUCAGCUCUGUUUCACCUGGAGCAUGCUGCAGACUGUGGGGAGCUGGAAGCCAUUGUUGGGUUAGGACUCAUGUGCUCUCAGCUGCCACAUCACAUUCUUUCUGAGGUUACUCUGGAGGACACAAAAGAGAACAGAAAAAAAGGAUUUGACUACUUGCUGAGAGCAGCAGAAGCUGGAGACCGGCCUUCCAUGAUACUGGUAGCAAGAGCAUAUGAUACAGGUGUAAAUCUUGGUUCAGACAGAGCACAGGAUUGGAAGGAAGCGCUGUACUGGUACAAUGCUGCCCUGAACAUGACUGACUAUGAUGAGGGAGGUGAAUAUGAUGGCACUCAAGAUGAGCCCCGGUAUCUGCUCCUGGCCAGGGAAGCAGAGAUGUUGAUGACAGGAGGGUUCCACUUGGAUAAGGAUCCACAGAGAUCAGGUGAGCUCUACACAGAAGCAGCAGAAGCAGCAAUGGAAGCUAUGAAAGGCAGACUGGCAAAUCAAUACUACCAAAAAGCAGAAGAGGCUUGGGCAAUGAUGGAAGAAUGACAUCGCAAUUACGCAGUUCUUGUAUAUAAAUUUUUUAUAUACUGUGUUCACAGCUAAAAAGAUAUAUUUUUA
Oxyura jamaicensis (ruddy duck) is the source of this 2497-nucleotide messenger RNA. RefSeq names its product eukaryotic elongation factor 2 kinase (gene EEF2K). The coding region runs from base 197 to 2425 and encodes 742 amino acids. The transcript is spliced from 19 exons. Gene Ontology annotation, molecular function: calmodulin binding; elongation factor-2 kinase activity; calcium ion binding. Gene Ontology annotation, biological process: protein phosphorylation. Lineage: Eukaryota; Metazoa; Chordata; Aves; Anseriformes; Anatidae. The record is from RefSeq and is a predicted model, not a curated record.